Molecule: messenger RNA, 1790 nt
Organism: Toxorhynchites rutilus septentrionalis
Lineage: Eukaryota; Metazoa; Arthropoda; Insecta; Diptera; Culicidae
Exons: 5
Coding region: 512-1486 (324 amino acids)
Source: RefSeq, a predicted model, not a curated record
UGCUCUUGGCAGUUGAUCUUCAACGUUCGUUGCGAUCAGUUCGGGCGUGUGCACGUGAGUGUGCCCUUCGCGUUACGCGAUUAGAAACUUGUGAAACUGUGUCUUUAUCUUAGUGGUUAACACGUAUAUUUCUUCUGGAAGAGAAAUGCUGUUGUGUUUGGAGAGCAACAUUGCGUCUGGAGGAUAUACAAACGAAUUAAGUGCACGUGAUUUCGAAUAUUAAAUAAUUACCAUUUCUAGGCGUUUUAUGAGCAUAGCUCAUUUAAGAAGUUGAAAGCUAGUGUUUAGUGCUUGUAUGUGUUAUUCUGAGACCGCGGGGAUUUUUUUCUGUGGUAUUGAGUGAUAGCAGAAGAAGCAGAAACUGUGAAUAAGACAGUUUGUUUUCGGAAGUAGCUCUUCAAAAACCAGUUGAAGCGAUCGCUUCGAAACUGAGGAAAUCAACUUCGUCUGCAAUAACCGACAAAGGAUUACGGUCAAUUGCUAACAAAGAAGAUUAUCCCGCUGGCCCAUUAUGGAGGCCCAGACGGCACUUGUACUGACGAUCCAACUGAUCGCGCUUUUCUCCAUUGCCGGCGCACUAUUGCUUUAUCUGCUUUGUAAGGUCCGUGGCACCCGUGACGAUGACCAUGGUCCACAGAAGGGCUCGAUUCUGGUUACAUGUGCAGACACUGCUCUGGGAUUACAGAUUUGUACAUUUUUCGCCAACAAAGGCCAUCGGGUGUUUGCCGGUAUGAAAGACCCCGUUGAAUCUCUGCCGGCCAAGCUACUGAGGGGUUGGAUGAAGAUACGCGAAAACUCGGACACUCCUAUCGCCGGAUCGGUUGUUCCGCUCAGAAUAGACGUCACCCGGGAGGACAUUCUGCGCGAAGCGGCCGAGGCGAUGGGCAUUCAUCUUAACGCGGGCGAACGCGGUAUCCUGGCCGUCAUCAAUACCGCCGGGUCGGUGUACCGAGGUCGAAUUGACUCACAGGACUCACUUCAGUGGGAAAAUAUGUUCAAAAAUAACGUGAUGGGCUGCCUCCGAACGGCUAGAGCCUUCAUUGGCUUGCUGAGGCCAACCCGUGGACGCUUGAUUCUGUUGGGUUCGGGCAACGAAGACGAUGGAUUGACUGUAUUUACGGCCACUAGGAAUGCAGUGCAGGGCUGCGCUGAUGCGCUACGCAAGGAAUUGAGACCGUAUGGUGUGAGUGUGGUAACGUUAGACUCCAGAGGAGUCCCAGCCGAAGCUUUAUUCAAGGCACCAAUUCCAUACACAAUCUCCGACGAGGAAGGCGUUCCCACUCAAUACAGCGCCGAAGUGUUGACCAGUUCCGCCCUGGGCGUUAUAGAGCGAGCCCUGUACGAUACGCGACCCAGCGAGACCUACUGUCUGUCUGUUCCGAACACGAAGUUCCAGGUGAGGCUACCCUGCCGAUCGUCGUUCAAAGUAACCAGUGGCAAUGGCAGUGGUGGCAAGCAGGAACCGAAACCAAUACAGAACGUUUGAACGAUUUUCAUUUCCGCCUCUGGUCAACCCCUCGAGAGCGAAUCAGAGAGAGUGAGAGAUUUCAAUUUGUGCCUAUUUUUCUUCUGCGUUUUUUAUUUGUAAAAAUGCUUCGUAACAGAACUGAACAUUGUGAAGGUUUGUUGUAAAAAAAUACAUGAGAACUACUACCAACUGUUUCUUGCGUUCGAUGAGCACUCAGUGCUCAGUUGAAAGGAACGAUUUCUUGUAAAGUUUUGUUUUAGUCUUACUGAAUGUCUUUAUGUAAAAUACUAAGAAUAAAAUAAAUAUGAUUUACACUAAGCUA